This is a messenger RNA of Didymodactylos carnosus, 212 nucleotides long. The record is from the annotation of a GenBank genome assembly. Lineage: Eukaryota; Metazoa; Rotifera; Eurotatoria; Philodinida; Philodinidae.
AUGGGUACUUCCGCACAGGUCCGCCCAGUAUUACAUGACCUGAAAGCCGGGAAGCGUGUUGGACGCGCUCAAAAUCCAGCAGAACAUAACUUUAUUUAUACUCAAAUGAAAGCGGCUUCCAAGUUUGUUCGUAUGGCGCAACAAGGAAGUCUCUAGCACUUUUCAUUUCUUCAUGGAAAGCGCAGGCGUGAGACCUACUUUGGCCCUUCCUG